AUGCCACAAAAUCUUCCAUCAGAAAUUCCUCUGGGUCGCUUCAUCUUUGAAAGGCUACACCAGCUGGGGAUUGAUACGAUUUUCGGUGUCCCUGGUGAUUUCAACCUCGCACUGCUCGACCACGUUUAUGAGGUUGAAGGACUGAGAUGGGCUGGAAAUGCCAACGAACUGAACGCUGCAUAUGCUGCCGAUGGUUAUUCGAGAAUUAAGGGUAUCUCGUGUUUAGUUACCACCUUUGGUGUUGGUGAACUGAGUGCUCUUAACGGUAUUGCUGGAGCCUAUGCCGAACAUGUUGGACUCAUCCACAUUGUUGGUGUUCCUUCUAUUGCUGCAACUCAGAAGCAAUUGCUGUUGCACCACACCCUUGGAAAUGGUAACUUCACGGUGUUCAGAGAAAUGUCCGAAAACAUCUCUUUGACUUCCACUGUUCUAUCCGAUCUGGCCACUGCUCCUUCCGAGUUGGACCGUUGCUUCAAAGCUGCUGUGAUCCACAAGAGACCUGUUUACAUUGGAAUUCCAACCAACUUCUUUGAAGACGGAGUUGCAAGCAGUUUGCUAGACACUCCAUUGGACCUUGCACCAAAGCCUAACGACGAGGAGGCCGAAGACGAAGUUGUUGAUACCAUUCUCGAGAUGGUCGGCAAGUCCAAGAACCCUGUUUGGCUUUUGGAUGCGUGUUGCACACGUCAUGAUGUUAAGGAGGAGGCCAAGCAACUUGUUGACAUCACCCAGUUCCCCGUCUUUGUGACUCCAAUGGGUAAGUCCUCUAUCGAAGAGGAUCAUCCUCGUUUCGGAGGUGUGUAUGUCGGAACAUUGUCCAACCCAGAUGUCAAGAAAGCAGUUGAGAGUGCCGAUCUUGUUCUGUCUAUUGGUGCUCUUUUGUCGGAUUUCAACACUGGUUCGUUUUCGUAUUCGUACCAGACGAAGAACGUGGUGGAGUUCCAUUCGGACUACUGUAAAAUCAAACAGGCUACCUUCCAAGGUGUCCAGAUGAAGCAUGUUCUCGCACGUUUGAUUGCCUCCAUCAAGCCCGUUGUCAAGUCAUAUACACCUGCCGUUGUGCCUACCUCUCCACAGGCCUGGAAAACCAUUUCGCAUGACCCAUCGACCAAGUUUACCCAACAGUGGCUUUGGUUACGUAUUUCUUCGUUCUUGAAGGAGGGUGAUAUCGUUCUGUCCGAGACAGGUACUUCUGCCUUCGGUAUUAUCUCUUCUCACUUCCCAAAGAACACUGUGGGUAUUUCUCAAGUUUUGUGGGGAUCCAUUGGAUAUACCGUUGGUGCAACUCUUGGUGCUGCUAUGGCUGCCCAAGAGAUUGAUCCAUCUAAGCGUGUGAUCCUCUUCAUUGGAGACGGUUCUCUUCAGCUGACAGUCCAGGAGAUCUCGACAAUGGCCCGUUGGGGUCUCAACACCUAUCUGUUUGUUCUCAACAACAACGGUUACACCAUCGAGAGAUUGAUUCAUGGUAUGACGGCUCAGUACAACGACAUCCAGAUCUGGGACCACCACAAGAUGCUGCCUUUGUUCUCGGGUAACCACGACUACGAGAAUCUGAAGGUGGGUACUGUGGCUGAGGUUGAGGAGCUGUUCAACGAUGCCGAGUUCAACAAGCCUAGUAAGCUGAGAAUGAUUGAGAUCAUGCUUGACGAGAAAGAUGCCCCAGACAACUUGGUGAAGCAGGCCGAGAUCACUGCGAAAACUAAUGCCGCCCAGAAUUGA
Molecule: messenger RNA, 1719 nt
Organism: Kuraishia capsulata CBS 1993
Lineage: Eukaryota; Fungi; Ascomycota; Pichiomycetes; Pichiales; Pichiaceae
Exons: 1
Coding region: 1-1719 (572 amino acids)
Molecular function (GO): carboxy-lyase activity; thiamine pyrophosphate binding; magnesium ion binding
Source: RefSeq, a predicted model, not a curated record